AACCGGAAGUCAUAGUGCACAAAACAAUCUCGGGGAAGAAGCAACAAUGGCUUUGCAGAGAGACGAAAUGUCCAAGUUUAAUAUACCAAUAUCGUCUCAAAAUAUUGAGAAUCAGUUCCUGCAAGAAGACAGAAAGCCUAAGAAAUCGAGCAGGGAAGUUGAAAUUCAAACUGAUGUAUCAACACCAGCAAAUCCUUUCAACAUGACUGCAAGGAACUUUCCAAAGAGACACAGGAAUUAUUUUCGAGCAAGUGCCUCAAACAGAACCAGGGCAAGCUCCUUCAGUCCAGGAAAGGCACUUGAUUUAGUGAGAGCUGCAUUGCAACCAUCCUUGAAUGCUGAGCUGGAAAAUGUUUUGAAAAAUUAUCAAGAGCUUUUGAAACUUGCAGCAGUAAACAUUCGUGACAACACAGGCGAGGUUGUAACUGAUGAACUAGUGAAUACAACCAUAAGAAAGGCUUUGGAUGAGGCAAAAGUUCUGUUUCGAACUGACAACAAGCCUCUAAAUGAGAAGCCUGAGAGAGAAUCAAGAACUGGUUCUCCCUUUGUACGUAAGAAAAGGCGUCCAAGAGAAACAAAAGAUGACGGUGCACCUGCAACAAAAAGUGCAAGAUCUGACAAGAAUGCACACUAUGAGUGGGAUCCAGAAUGCAUCAACUAUGACACAGAGUUUGUCAUGGGGGUGAAAGCAAACAAAGCUCUUGGGUUUGCAGCAACCCGUGGAAAGUUAUACAGCCGACAUCCAGACUUAUUCAAGUAUGUGGGCGACCAAGAAGACAAGCAAUGGUUGUAUGAGAAUGGUCACCUUCCAAUAACUGGAGGAAAGGCUUGUUUGAUGAUUAAGGACAAUAUUUACGAUUUGUUGAAUCGGGACGAUUAUAAGAACAGUGAGAAUACGAGCAUUGAGGAUAUUCCAGGAUUUCGUGUUAGCAAACGUAUGGUGGACAAGAUGAAGGCCGUUAUGAGAAAAAGCCAACUGAAUCGAGAGAAAGAAGUAAAGGUGGAACCAAGCACACAAUAUGUUGAGAAGACUGCAGACGCACCACCAGGACCAGUUGAAUCUGAAGUUGUAACCAGUACCUCAUAUGCAUCGCGUCCAGCGCAACCUGGCUUGGAUGAGCCGAAUGCUAAUCCCUGAAAUAUUGAAAAUUGAUCUUGCAUAGUUAGGAUAGUAAUAGAAAAGGCAAUAUGUGACAGCAGAAUUUUGUUAUCCUGUUGGGCCUCGUAAAAAAUAAAAUGUUGGUGAAAUGUAUAACUUCCAAUCACCAUAAAGUUUUAGUUAUAAACUUUAAAUACUUGUAGUUAAUAUUGAAUUUUAUUUGUAAAAUAUAAAGAGAAAUACACGAAAAUAGGUUUUCCAUGGAGGUUUAAAAAGUUCGAUUUUUGUACAAUUUUUUUUUGCCAACAUGACGUAAGUUUUCUAGCGUUUACCAACUCAAUUACUAUUUUGUAACAAUAUAAUACGACUAUAGUACAGAUAAUAAACUUUGAAACUGCUCAACGGUUUAGUUGUUAUUGAAA
Molecule: messenger RNA, 1521 nt
Organism: Dendronephthya gigantea
Lineage: Eukaryota; Metazoa; Cnidaria; Anthozoa; Malacalcyonacea; Nephtheidae
Product: deoxynucleotidyltransferase terminal-interacting protein 1-like
Exons: 15
Coding region: 47-1138 (363 amino acids)
Cellular component (GO): nucleus
Molecular function (GO): DNA binding; nucleosome binding
Source: RefSeq, a predicted model, not a curated record